Molecule: messenger RNA, 948 nt
Organism: Morchella sextelata
Lineage: Eukaryota; Fungi; Ascomycota; Pezizomycetes; Pezizales; Morchellaceae
Exons: 7
Coding region: 1-948 (315 amino acids)
Cellular component (GO): membrane
Source: RefSeq, a predicted model, not a curated record
AUGGCAGCUGCUACAGCUACAAGCGUUACAGCCACGCCCAGCACUCUUGCUGAAGUCGAGGCUUCGAUGCACAUAACCGUCAACUGGUACGAAUACGAUCCGUCAUUACCAACUGCCAUCGUCGGUGCAAUCCUAUUCGGGAUCGUGGGCUUUGUGACUCUAUUCCAGUUUUUCCAGAAACGAUGCUGGUUCUGGUGGCCACUGGUAUUGGGGACAAUGAUGGAAAUGGCGGGUUAUAUCGCCCGUGCGCCGUCCUCGAAAUAUACCGAUAAUAAGAACAUGUACAUCGUACAACUAGUGAUGAUCAUCCUCGCCCCCGGAAUCAUGGCCGCCGCCUGCUACAUGGCCAUGGGCCGCCUCAUCCUUCACCUCACGCCCCCCAGCCAUCUUCGAUUCCGCACUCUCUGGGUCCCCGCGCGCUUCAUCACGCCCACCUUCGUGCUCUUCGAUGUUCUCUCCUUCGGCAUCCAGCUGGUCGGCUCCUCCGUGGUCGCCUCCGCGUCCAUCACCGACUUCGACCGCGUAAAGCGCGGUAGCCGCAUCGUCGAGAUCGGGCUCGCCGUGCAGCUCGUCUGCUUCGGCUUCUUUUCUUUUGUGGCGGCGAGGUUCUCGUUUGUGGCGAGGAGGUGGGAGAGUGCUUGGCCUGGGAGGGAGUGGUUGAAGUUGUUGUAUGCGAUAAAUGCGGCUUGUGCGAUUAUCUUGUUGAGAAGUAUAUAUAGGAUGGUAGAGUUUGCGGGAGGCAGAGAUGGGUAUGUUAGGACGCAUGAGUGGCCGUUUUGGGUGUUUGAUUCGUUUUUGAUAUGGUGCGUGCUGUUGGUCUUUACGCUCUUGCAUCCGGCGGAUUUCCUCCCGAAUGUUGGGCUACGUAAAACGGUUGUUAAGCGGACCGACAUCGAGGGUGCCGGCGGUCAUGAGAUGUUGGGCUCGAGAAUCUCGGUAGCUAACUAG